Trichophyton benhamiae CBS 112371 is the source of this 1617-nucleotide messenger RNA. RefSeq lists its product as uncharacterized. The record is from RefSeq and is a predicted model, not a curated record. The transcript is spliced from 2 exons. The coding region runs from base 1 to 1617 and encodes 538 amino acids. NCBI's taxonomy places the organism in Eukaryota, Fungi, Ascomycota, Eurotiomycetes, Onygenales, Arthrodermataceae.
AUGUCACCCCUUUGGGGUUUACGGCACAACGGCCGAGAAGAAGGCCGGGAGGACGGGGAUGAGGAAGAAUAUGUCGGCGAGACAGGUCGUCCUGAUAACAGAAGAAGAGCUCAGGAUGUGGACGAAAGGACACGGCUCUUGCCGGCUGAAGGAAACGGAUACCUCCACCCAGACGAUCCAGCGGUAUCGCCGUACAAUUUAUGGAGUGUCCGGGCCCUGAGAGGACUCACCCUGACGGUGUUAUUCAUAUCACUUCUUUGGUGGAUUCUGCUACUCAUAUCGAUCUUCGUCAGCCCCCCUGGGAUGAGCAACCGGGGAUCCGGCUUCUUUGAUUUCUCCUUCACCACUCUGACGAUAUCAAACUUGCUUAUUGCAUUGAUAUUCUUUGCCAUCCCGUCCACGCCUAUGACAAUAUGGGCUACCACCUUAUCCAUCCUGCUGAGCGUCAGCCUGUUUCUCAUGCUUGGAGUCCCACGGCUUCGCGUUGAAGAAGGCUGGGUGGGCAUUGCAUCGGCAGCAUGGGCAGUCAUUAUAUCUCUCUAUCUGGUAGCCCAGACUCGGUUGGUGGCCCAGGGUAAGAGGCAAGAAGAGGAACGGCUGACUGGCCGAGAGGAGACUCGCCGAUCCCUCGCGGAAUGGCUGGCCAUCCUCGUUCAGAUUAUCGUUAUGGCGGUUACCGUGCUUGUUGGCAUCCUACUCAUGUCCACGUUGAGUCUCCGCGCAAAGGACGCUACCCUGGAGGCCCCGGGGCAGAGGUAUUAUGUCGACAGCAACAAGUACCAAGUCCACCUUCACUGCAUCGGUGGUGACCAUUCAACCUUGAAAAACAGCAACGAGACGGUCGUUACUGUCCUCCUUGAAGGAGGUGAGUCACCAGUGGAAUAUACAUUCCAAAAGUGGGUGGAUGAAGCCUAUCAACACGGUGUGAUCAAACGAUACUGCUACUGGGACCGCCCCGGCAUCGCUUGGUCAGACAAUGCACCGUCUCCUCACUCGGCAGGAAUGUCGGCAGAUGCCCUUUCAGAGGCACUGGCGAUGGCCGAUGAAGAAGGCCCGUGGGUUGUAGUGUCGGCCGGCGUCGGUGGCAUCUACAGCCGCAUCUUCGCCAGUCGACAUCUUCGCGACAUCCACGGUAUCAUGCUUAUCGACACGCUCCAUGAAGACCUGCUUCACAACCUGGGCAAGCCAGGCCGGGGGUUGAUGCUCUGGAUCUGGGGUAUAUUAUCUCCACUUGGCAUUGACAGGCUGGCCGGCGCAAUCUUCAAGGGCCGGACUCGAGUAGACCGUGUCUGCGGCAUGCGAGCCUAUCAGGGAGGAAAGUUCAUCAAGGCCGAGCUCCAGGAAAGCCUUGUUGCGGAUUCCAUCACCCGCAGCGAGAUUUCGAGUGCACGACACAUCCAGAGCCCAUCCACCCCUCUGGUAGUCGUCAGUUCAGGCAAAGAGGUAAGACGAAGCCAGACCUGGGCUGAUAAGCAGGAAGAUUUGACCAAGAUCACCAAGAAUCUUGUUGCAUGGGACGUUGUCAAGGGAGCACCGCAUCAGGUCUGGGACACCCUUGACGGACGACGGACACUGGAGAAACGACUAGGAGAACUGGUGAAGCAGGCUAAACAUUAA